CUCCGGAAUCCGCCAUUUGUUAUCACUCUCUCUUUCUCGCACUGUCUGCAGCAACGGCGAUGGCUCUUCGGACCCUCUCCAGAAAGAAAACCCUAGGUUUAGGGUUAGGGUUUGGGAUUCGACAUUUUCAGACCUGCACUCUCCCGGACCUUCCGUACGACUAUGGCGCGCUUGAGCCGGUCAUUAGUGGGGAGAUCAUGACGCUCCACCACCAGAAGCACCACCAGACUUACGUCACCAACUACAACAAGGCCCUCGAGCAGCUCGAUGAGGCCAUGACCAAGGGAGAUUCGUCAACAGUCGUCCAAUUGCAAAGCGCCAUCAAAUUCAACGGCGGAGGUCAUGUCAAUCACUCUAUAUUCUGGAAAAAUCUCACACCCAUUAAUGAAGGAGGGGGCGAGCCUCCAAAGGGUUCCCUUGGUUGGGCUAUUGACACUCAUUUUGGUUCUAUGGAAGCAUUGGUGAAAAAAAUCAAUGCAGAAGGUGCUGCUGUACAAGGUUCUGGAUGGGUGUGGCUGGGUCUGGAUAAGGAGCUGAAGAAACUUGUGGUUGAAACCACAGCAAAUCAGGAUCCGCUGGUAACUAAAGGAGCAAGUUUAGUUCCUUUGCUGGGGAUAGAUGUAUGGGAGCAUGCAUACUACUUACAGUACAAAAAUGUGAGGCCGGAUUAUUUGAAGAACAUAUGGAAGGUUAUAAACUGGAAGUAUGCAAGUGAUGUGUUUGAUAAGGAGUCGCCUUGAGGUAAAACCUUUCUCAUGCCUCCCAUUUUCAGUUUUAUGACUAUAAGAAUAAGUUGGUGAACUACAAUGGUUGUGCUUCUGAUGAGAUGUGUUCUUGAGGGAUGUCCAUGUCGGUUUGUUUAGUCUUGUUGUUGUGUAGAAACUGUUCACAAAUGUUCAACAGGACCUUUUUUUAGUAUAUUUUGUUCCCUUC
Molecule: messenger RNA, 933 nt
Organism: Magnolia sinica
Lineage: Eukaryota; Viridiplantae; Streptophyta; Magnoliopsida; Magnoliales; Magnoliaceae
Product: superoxide dismutase [Mn], mitochondrial-like
Exons: 6
Coding region: 60-740 (226 amino acids)
Biological process (GO): superoxide metabolic process
Cellular component (GO): mitochondrion
Molecular function (GO): superoxide dismutase activity; metal ion binding
Source: RefSeq, a predicted model, not a curated record